GUGGUGGCCAGCAGCCACAGGAAGAUGCUUCCUUGACAGACACCGCUGAGCAGGUCUACAUUUCUUCUCUGGCCUUGCUGAAGAUGUUGAAGCACGGCCGCGCCGGAGUUCCGAUGGAGGUUAUGGGCCUUAUGCUCGGGGAAUUCAUUGAUGACUACACCGUACGCGUAGUGGAUGUCUUCUCGAUGCCGCAGUCAGGAAACAGUGUGAGCGUCGAGGCGGUAGACCCGGUGUUCCAAGCCAAGAUGCUGGACAUGCUGAAGCAGACGGGUAGGCCGGAAAUGGUGGUUGGCUGGUACCACUCUCACCCUGGCUUCGGGUGCUGGUUCUCCGGCACGGACAUCAACACCCAGCAAAGCUUCGAGCAGUUGAACCCCAGGGCGGUGGGUGUGGUGGUGGAUCCCAUCCAGUCCGUGAAGGGUAAGGUCGUGAUCGACUGCUUCAGGCUUAUCAACCAUCAGAUGCUGAUGCUGGGGCAGGAGCCCAGGCAGACGACAUCCAACAUUGGCCACCUGAACAAGCCCAGCAUUACAGCUUUGAUCCAUGGUCUGAACCGCCACUACUACUCCAUCGCAAUCAACUACCGAAAAAACGAUCUGGAGCAGAAGAUGCUGCUAAACCUGGGAAAGAAGAAGUGGCAGGACGGAUUGAAGCUCACCAACUUCGACACGCACGAGGGUGAUAAUGAGAAGACGGUGAAAGAGAUGCUAGACCUCACUGAGAAAUACAACAAAGUUAUUCAGGAGGAGUUCAAGAGUACCGAAGACGAGUUUGUCGUCAAUCAGGCCGGCAAGAUCGACGCCAAGAAGAGGCUUGAGCGUGACAUUGAGGAGAUCAUGAACAACAAUAUCCUGCAGUCCUUGGGGUGCAUGUUGGCCACGGUGGUCUUCUGA
This is a messenger RNA of Symbiodinium sp. CCMP2456, 893 nucleotides long. The record is from the annotation of a GenBank genome assembly. Lineage: Eukaryota; Dinophyceae; Suessiales; Symbiodiniaceae.